This is a messenger RNA of Hydatigera taeniaeformis, 540 nucleotides long. The record is from the annotation of a GenBank genome assembly. Lineage: Eukaryota; Metazoa; Platyhelminthes; Cestoda; Cyclophyllidea; Taeniidae.
AUGCAGGUGGUCAAGAUCCUGCUUACUAAACUGAUUGUUUACCUUGAGGAACUGGAGAUUCACCACGGCCAGGUGGCGCUCACUAUCUGGAUCGACAGCUGGACAAAAGCUAUUUGGCAAGAACAGCUGGAAAGGCAUAGGGUAUUGGUGACUACUGCCGAUGUCCUCCGCGACGUUUUAAAUCAUCGCAAACUCAGUCUGAAUGACGUUUGUCUCAUCAUCUUCGACGAGUGUCAUCACGCUGAUCCGGACUCGAAAUCCGACUACACCGACAUAUGCCAACACCUUCAUAGCUUUCCACCUGGUAGAUGGCUUCCAGAUUAUUCUCGAGGACCUAAGGUGUUGGGUUUGUCGGCCUCCCUGGUGAACAACGUGAAGCGUGGCGAGAGCAUAGAAACGAAAGUGAGGCUUUUGGAGCAGUUGAUGCGGGCUUGGGUGGUCACUUCCACGGACAGUUCGAUUGACGCCGUAAUGGGUCAUCGGCGCUUGGAAAUUAGGCAGGGAUGUUGCGACACCAGGCUUGAGCCAAACGUGGCGUAG